Molecule: messenger RNA, 1110 nt
Organism: Fusarium vanettenii 77-13-4
Lineage: Eukaryota; Fungi; Ascomycota; Sordariomycetes; Hypocreales; Nectriaceae
Exons: 3
Coding region: 1-1110 (369 amino acids)
Source: RefSeq, a predicted model, not a curated record
AUGCUUAGGCUUUGCUUCCUCGCGGCUGUAGGCCUCGCAACUGCGCGAUCGCUUAGCAGCGUCUAUGGCUCGAGUUUACACAUUGAGCAUGGCACCGUCACCAAGGGCCAAAGCGCUGUUGAGAUGAUGUCAUCUGGCAAGCCAUUUGACGGACCGAAGGUUAUACCCAUCAACAGCACCACCUUCGACUGGUGGUACUUUGACGUCGUCGCCAAGGAUGCUUCGCAGUCCUUGACGGUUGCCUUUUACACCGCUCCGAAAACGGCCCUCGCCUUUCUUCCUGAGCUGGACACCUUGAACUUUGUCCACGUAUCUGGCGUCUUCCCCAACGGCACCAGGUUCGUGUCGAUAAUCCCAGCCCAGGAUAGCCAGGUCCGAACGGUCGGCGAUGGCUCUUCAGGUUCCUGGGAGGGCACGGGCUUCAGCUGGCAGGGAUCCCCAACUCUGGAUCAUUAUAGGAUUGCGGCCAAUAACGCCAGCCUCGGAUACAAAGGUUACAUUAAGCUGAAAUCGGUUGCUCCUGCACACUACCCCUGUGGACCGGCGACUCGGGGCCUCUCUGAGGAGGUCGUGCCUGGAGUUGGGUGGGCUAACGCAAUGCCCGAUGCUGAGGGUGAAGUCAAAUUUCAAAUUGGAGAUCACCACAUGUCGUUCACGGGCUACGGCUACCACGAUAAGAACUGGGGUUCGCGCCCAUUUUACGACAGUGUGGGCUCGUGGUAUUGGGGCCAUGCUCGCCUUGGAGAUUACUCCAUCGUUUGGUUUGACACGCUUGACACCCACGAAACCGAAUACGUGUCUGCUUAUGUUUCCAAGGCCGGGAAGGUGUUGACGCAUCAGUGCUCGGGUCUUAAGGUGCGUCCAACUGGAGACAACUCAACCUAUCCACCUGUGGUAUCGACUGGAUCACCCUCCGGAUACUCCAUUGAGAUCGCUCUGCCGAAGGGAGAAAAGCUGCUGGUCCAUAUGAACAACUUGGUCCUUGCGACUAGCAUUGGGCAGGUGUAUGAACGGUUCAUUGGUAACGUCAGCGGUACGUUAAAUGAUGUCUCCUUGGGGCAUAGUUCGGGGCUCUGGGAGCAGUUCAAUAUCAAGGAGAGCUGGGAGUGA